Molecule: messenger RNA, 1059 nt
Organism: Rotaria socialis
Lineage: Eukaryota; Metazoa; Rotifera; Eurotatoria; Philodinida; Philodinidae
Source: the annotation of a GenBank genome assembly
AUGAUGGCUUCAACUACCAAAUUUCAAUCUCCUGUUAUACCAAGAGAUUCUGAUGGGUUCGUCAAAUCUUUCACGUUGUCAAGCUACAACUGUCCUGAAGCUACUGAAGCACGUACGUUUUUCGAAAAAUACGGUUUCGUAGUGAUUGCAAAUGUCUACACACCAGAACAAUGUAACGAUACUAUCUCAGACAUUUGGAAUGUAAUCGAAUCCUUCGUGAGACAGCCUGUGCGAAAUGACGAACAACUUUGGACUCCCGAAAUUUGGAGUAGAACAGGCAUUGUACACGAAGGUAUCAUUGGUGGCGCUAGUCUGUGGACUCGUCAAAUCUUACUCAAUCGGCAGACACCAGCUCUUCAUACUGCUUUUGCAAGUGUACUUGGAACAGAAAAUCUUCUGGUGAAUCAAGAUCGUUACGGAAUGUUUCGACCUGCUAAAAAACAUCCUGAACGUUCCACGAUGACCAAUUUACAUUUAGAUAUGAAUCCAUGGCUUUAUAUUGACGAAGAAGACAAUUCGAAACAACUGGAAGUUCUCGGUGAGCUAAACUAUGAUUCUGAUGAUGACUGGAUCACCGAGAAUAAUGAGCCCGGGUGUGCCAAAGUCGGUGAACUGCAUGUACAAGGUCUUGUCAAUCUUGCCGAUAAUCUGGAAGAAGAUGGUGGAUUCUGGUUAGUUCCUGGUUUUCACAAAUAUUUACCACAAUGGGCUGCUGAUCAUAGAGAGAUGCUUAAUAUUUAUGGACACUACAAUCAGUUUAUAAUGAUUGGCAGAAAGUACAUUCCAGAGUUAUAUGAUGCUGCUUGUCACAUAUCCAGUCGUGCCGGUUCAGCUAUUCUAUGGGAUCAACGAACAAUGCAUGGGUCGCGAGCGAAUUGCAGUGCGCGCCCUCGAUACGCUCAAUUUUUCAAGAUGUUUCCCGUUGAUCAUCCAGCUAUGACACCAGAGAGAGCAGAAAAACGAAGUAAAACAAUUAUGGUGAAGCUACAAGCCGUUAAUAUUGAUCCAGAGACGGACAUAACUCCGCUGGGUAGAAAGCUCUUUGGUCUUGCAACUUAA